This is a messenger RNA of Dromaius novaehollandiae (emu), 2297 nucleotides long. RefSeq names its product cerebellin 4 precursor (gene CBLN4). The record is from RefSeq and is a predicted model, not a curated record. Gene Ontology annotation, cellular component: synapse. The coding region runs from base 568 to 1173 and encodes 201 amino acids. NCBI's taxonomy places the organism in Eukaryota, Metazoa, Chordata, Aves, Casuariiformes, Dromaiidae. The transcript has 3 exons. Gene Ontology annotation, molecular function: protein binding.
CCCCUCUGCUUGCUGCUCAGAGCAUCCUGGAGUCUCCGGCCAGAAGGGGAGAGCGAGCCGGCGGAGGCAAUCACGGCAACGUCAAAUGGUUUUAUUUCUCCAUGACCUCUCUCUUCUCCUCUCUCUCAUCAAUAAUUCACCUGAGGGCUUUUUUUUUUUUCUUUCCCCACCCACCCUCCUCCUCCUCGCUCUCCUUUCUGAUGUGGAGAGAGGGCAGAAAAGGGGGCAUCGGAAAGCGUUUAUUUUGUUGGGCUGCUUUUCGCGGCGUGUUUUAAAGAGCUCGUGAAAGGACUACAGAAAAAAGACACAAAGUGCGUGUGGGGGGCGGAGAGGAGAAGGGAGGAAAGAAAUCAUAAAAAAAGCGAGACGGAGGGAAGAAGCCGGCGGAGAGGAGCCUUCCAGCGCCGCGCCGCCGCCGCGAGGUGCGCGCUCUGUGUGCGGGUGCGGGUGCGUGCGCGGGGGGCGCGGCGGGCGCUGCCGCCGCCGGGGCUGCCCGCCGGUGCGCGGGAGGCGCGGUGGCCGGAGCGGGGCGCGCAGCGGCUGCGCGGGCGGCCGCGGCUGCCGACCAUGGGCUCGCGGAGCCGGGCGCCGGCGCUGCUGCCCGCGCUGCUGCUGGCGCUGGCGCUGGGCGGCCCCGCGGCGCGGGCGCAGAACGACACGGAGCCCAUCGUGCUGGAGGGCAAGUGCCUGGUGGUCUGCGACUCCAACCCGGCCACCGACGCCAGGGGCUCGUCCUCCUCCCCGCUGGGCAUCUCCGUGCGGGCGGCCAACUCCAAGGUCGCCUUCUCGGCCGUGCGCAGCACCAACCACGAGCCCUCCGAGAUGAGCAACAAGACGCGCAUCAUCUACUUCGACCAGAUCCUAGUAAAUGUGGGCAAUUUUUUCACGUUGGAGUCUGUCUUUGUAGCACCAAGAAAAGGAAUUUACAGUUUCAGUUUUCACGUAAUUAAAGUCUACCAGAGUCAAACAAUCCAGGUUAAUCUGAUGCUAAAUGGAAAGCCUGUCAUUUCUGCUUUUGCUGGAGACAAGGAUGUCACACGCGAAGCUGCCACUAAUGGAGUUCUGCUCUAUCUAGACAAGGAGGAUAAGGUUUACCUGAAACUUGAGAAAGGUAAUCUGGUCGGUGGAUGGCAAUAUUCUACGUUUUCUGGCUUUCUGGUCUUUCCCCUGUAAAGUCAAUUUUCCUGUGACAUCCAUCCAGGUGUGGACUGAUCAUUGCCUCUGUUAUAUGAAGAUCAUUUUGUCAUCAUGGGAUUGAUGUUUCUUUAUUGGUUUUUCAUGGGUGAAUAUGGAUUCUCUUUAUGGAUUUUGGCCCCAUCUGAACUACUCAGAAGUUUCACAGAAUUUUGUGUGUUUAAAUACAACGUAUUUGGAUUAAGACUAAAGCAGACAAUAAGUAUCUAUGCUUAAUGUUACAGUCUAAAGCUGCCUGCAAGAUUUAUUCAGAUUUCAUUUACUGGACUUAUUGGAUUCAUGGGAGAAGUGGAUUUUCUUUAAUUAUGGCAACCAGAUCUAUAAUUUAGGAGAGUUUGAGUUCAGACUUCAAUCAAGAGUUAGUGUGUUGCUGCCAAAGAACUGUAUAUUGAUAUAUUGGUUAUACAUGUUUUUGUUCAUUGGGACUUAACUGAUAUGAUUUAUUCCAUUGUCUUGAGAAAGGUAAUUAUUAUUGAUAAGUGAUUGACUUUAACUCUCCUCUGCGUGUAGUGUGUUGGAUGGUUCACCCAUAUAUUUAUGCUCUGUCAUUGGUCACAAUGAAGUCUAGCCUACAUAAAGCUAAGAGGUCAUGGUUGUAAUUUAAUUGGAUAUGUAAGGUAUUCCUAUUUUGCACAUGGUGUUUUCUAAUAACAAGAGCAGAUUAUAACCAUUAAAAAAAACCCCACUCUUACCAGGGUUAAAGGUGAUCAUUCAGGCACAACUUUGCAAAACAGCUUUGCCCUGCAGGAAAUCUCACACUUGUUCUUCAGCUUUAAUUAACAUGAUUGAUAAUAACCGCUCUAUUAAAAACCUAAGGGAUUCCUUCCUUAGACACAACACUUUAUUAGCUGGACAUGAGAUCCCCUUGUUUGUAGUUAUGUCUAUUUUUCAAACCUUCUGUUGUGUUAAAGUUGUCAUCUGGUUUUGCCUUAAUUCCACAAAUGUAUAUAAUUUCAGAUCAUAUGUUAACAAAUAUUAAAUCCAAAUAGCCGGUACUUAACUUGGUGCAAUAUCUUUUUGGCUUUUUGUACAGGUCAUAUGAAUUCAUAAAUUUAUUUAUUAUGUCACUGUUACAUAAUAAAGAUUAAUAUAUGUUAGCUGAA